AUGCAGGUAUUUGAAUGGGCGUUCGGGAAGCGUUUGACUCCUCAAGAACGGUUGAGAAAGAACCAGAGAGCUUUGGAAAGAACACAAAGGGAGUUGAAGAGAGAGAAGCAAAAAUUAGAGAAGCAAGAAAAGUCACUUAUUUCUGAGAUAAAGAAGUCUGCUAAGAGUGGAAGUGUGUCUGCUGCCAAAAUCCAGGCCAAGGACUUGAUUAGAACUAAAAAGUAUAUUGAGAAAUUCAAUGCGAUGUCAACUCAAUUGCAAGCCAUCUCGCUUAGAAUCCAGACCGUUAGAAGUAAUGAAGCCAUGACCCAGUCAAUGAAGGAGGCGACAAAGUUACUUGGAGGUAUGAACAGGUCAAUGAAUUUACCUCAGCUAGCUAAAAUCGCCAUGGAAUUUGAAAAGCAAAAUGAUGUGAUGGAUCAGCGCCAGGAAAUGAUGGACGAUGCCAUUGAUGAUGCCAUGGGAGAAGAUGAGUUGGAUGACGAAGAAGCUGAUGAAAUUGUCAAUAAGGUUUUGGAUGAAAUUGGAGUGGACUUGAAUCAAAAUUUGAAUAAUACCCCAGAAGGGAUAUCCAGCGGGAAGGUUAACGUUGCGGAAUCCAGAAUGGCAGAGGCUAUCGGCAGUGAUGGUGGUAUUGGAGGAGGAAGCGAUGAGGAUGAUUUGCAGGCUAGAUUGGAUGGCUUGAAGAGAUAA
Molecule: messenger RNA, 693 nt
Organism: Saccharomycopsis crataegensis
Lineage: Eukaryota; Fungi; Ascomycota; Saccharomycetes; Ascoideales; Saccharomycopsidaceae
Gene: DID4
Product: ESCRT-III subunit protein DID4
Exons: 1
Coding region: 1-693 (230 amino acids)
Biological process (GO): protein transport; late endosome to vacuole transport; endosome transport via multivesicular body sorting pathway
Cellular component (GO): multivesicular body; ESCRT III complex
Source: RefSeq, a predicted model, not a curated record